UACUUCGCCCUUUCUUUCUUAAACCUUUAUUCCAUCCGGGACCCUUUCUUCGAUUUCAUCCCCUUUUCUCCUUCUUUUUUAUAUUUACAAGAAACCGUCGAUCUUUGGCUCUUGUUGGUCAAUUUUUAUUUAGACGGUCGAUUUCCGGCCACAGGUUCCAUGCUGGAUAUCUUUGUGACAAUUAAGGAUUUUGUCGUCCUUAUUUCUUCUCUCUAUUUUUUGUUAUUCGAGAUGCUUCUGAGAAUAGGAAUAACGAAAUAUUUGCACUAUGGAUUUGUUUCUUGGAAUUUAUACGCAUCGAAGGCACGGUUUCCUGCACUAUGGUUUUCGGAAUCUUUUGUUCGUAGAAAAAUUCUUUUUUUAUUAUAUAAAUUUCUUGAAUUAUUUUGGCUCGUGAUUGUUUCCUGUGGUGCUUUCAUUAAAAAGAAAAUUCGUGUGGUGGCCGAGUUAUGUUGCAAGAAAAACCUAAUUUGGAGUGCUCGGAUUUCAUCUUUAUCACGAUGAAGUUCGGGGUUAUUGGAUGUUGCAAAGGUGAUUAGGCUUCUCCCGAGUCAUGAGGGAAAAAAUUCACGUUGUGGUUAUCUUUGAAUGCCUGUUAAUUUUAUUACGUUAUGUGCAUUAGUUAUUUAGGCAGGGACAAUUGGACAACCUUUUGGAUUCAGAUUCUUGGUAGCUUAUUAGAGUUCACGUCUCCUCAUAACUUUGGAAUGGUUGAAAUCCAAUCUGGAAGUUUUCUAUUCAUCUGAUUGCAUGCAAUCUUGGCUGAGAAUAUUCUUUGUGGUCAAAUAAGAUUCUAGAUUUAGACAUGUUUUACCAAGUAUGCUAUAUUAACUUUAAUUUGCACUAUGUGCAUAAAUUUAUCAGACCUCACUGAUAUUCCUGUUUAUGGGAUUCAGAUUCUUGUUGUCGCAGUAGAGAUCACGUCCUCCAAAUUUUUAUUUGACUUCGUAAUGACUGCAGUUCCUAUUUCAUCUUUUUUUCUUUUUACUAUACUGAAGUUAUGUGAUCUUGACUGAAGAUAGUACUUGUGAUAAAAUAAGAAUUUAGUAUUUCGAGUGUGCAUCUAUCAAGAAUCUGAAAAGCUGAGAAUAAUAAUUGCACCAUUCCUCUUUGAGGAUUUGUAGGCUCCAAUGAGGUAUGCACGUGUGUCCUAACAUGUUUGAAACAAUCUUUCAUGAUUGAAACAAUACUUUGGGAGAUUCUCAGUCAAUACUGCUUGCUGUUUGGUUCUUUGUCAACCCUCCUGAGAGUCAUUUGAAGGGUUGGACCAAUGCUAAUGUGGAAGGUUGGAAAUAAGGAAGCUCUGGAGUAUGUUACUGUGAUCUGAUUUUGAUGGAAUUAGUGGUUAGUUUAGAAGUAAUAAGCUCCAGCAGGUCUUAUCUUCAUUGUGCUGUGGACUUCUCAGAAUUAGUGCUCUAUUCAUUCAGAGGAACUGAAGCGGCACUGUUCGCAUAAGAUGUCAAAACCGAGGGGACAAAGAUUCCUUUGUAGCCUCCAAGGAGUGGCUAGUAGUCAUUGUUCAUUACUGGGGAGAUGAUCUGUUGACUUUGAGGCUGUUUUUGUUUUUGUUUCUGUUCUUCAUGUGCGCAUGCGCGUGCACGUGUCCUUGGGACUUUAAUUAUUAUGGAAGAAGAUGUGGAACAUGUGUAUGUUUUGCUUUCUUUGUUUUUAAGGAAAUUAAACCUUAUCUUCUGAGUAUCUUUGCUAGUGAAGGCUUUCAUCUGCAGUGCAAACCAUUUUUUCGAAAAAAAAAAAGAAGUUCCUUCACAAGGUUUAGCACACAAUGAAAGGAACACAUUUAUGGCUUGAAUCUCGCAGGAAAAGGCCUUUUGGCCCAAGGCUGAAUUUUAGUGCAGAAGAAGCAGUGCAGUGCCAACUUGAAGCACUAAAAUACAAUGAUCAACCUCGUCAAGACUAUGGGAUAGAAGUCAUGUACAGGUUUGCUGGGUUUGAUCCAUUUGAAAGGUCGACCUACUUUGGCCCAUUCUUUGAUUUAGGGCAGUUUGAGCGCUUCAGGCGAAUAUUUCACCAUUCGACUUACCGGGUUUUGCUUUGUCACAAGGAAAGGAAGAUCUUGAGCAGUUUGUGGGUUAAAGAGAAUCGAUUCAAACAGAGAGUUUGGAUACAAGGUUCUCGACCAGAGGAGGAAGAAAUCUUCCAAUUUACCGUGGUUCAGAGGGUAGGUGGCUCUUGGGAUGGUUAUUGGUUAACAGAGAGCUUGCUUCAUGAUGGAGACGGGUUUUCUGGUGCUGUUGCUUAUUGAUGCAUGAGCGUGAUGCUGCAUGUAACCUUCCUCUAGACUUCAUUAAUGUACAUAUAUCAAUCACAUAUUUCUGCAGAGGCAUCCAAAUUGCCUAGAUGCUGUAAAUAAUACACAUUGUGUGCUGUAGUGUGAUUAUAUACUUUCACAGCUUCAAAGGAAGAUAAGCUAAAAUUCUUUGGUUAUUGUUA
Phoenix dactylifera (date palm) is the source of this 2451-nucleotide messenger RNA. The record is from RefSeq and is a predicted model, not a curated record. NCBI's taxonomy places the organism in Eukaryota, Viridiplantae, Streptophyta, Magnoliopsida, Arecales, Arecaceae.